Messenger RNA from Orbilia oligospora ATCC 24927, 1131 nucleotides. RefSeq lists its product as uncharacterized. The transcript has a single exon. Lineage: Eukaryota; Fungi; Ascomycota; Orbiliomycetes; Orbiliales; Orbiliaceae. The record is from RefSeq and is a predicted model, not a curated record. Bases 1 to 1131 code for a protein of 376 amino acids.
AUGAAGAAUAAAAACAAAAGCCAAAUUCUCAGAUCAAACCCUUCGGUCACUACCACCCUUCUAGUUCUGUGCUCCACUUUCUUUCUCCUCCUCCAAAUAAACCCAACUGCCGCUGCCGCCGUUUAUGAGCCUACUUAUAAGCCAUACGUACCCCCCGAGCUCUAUAGAGACGGCUAUCUUCAACAAACAAAGUUCGAAUCAUUUGAAUACCCAACAUUAUCCCGACAGUGCCAUCUAGGCCUUUACUAUUUUCAGUCUGAAGAUCAACAAAUUGGGUCAAACUACAACGAACCAAUAGUUGCUUGGGAAGGUGUAGUCAUUCGGGAAGGUUACGACGACAAAUCUGUUCGCUCAUGGGUGGACGACGUAGACAGUGCGACUAAUACUGUUACAGCCUGCUACAAUGUGAAAAAUAACAUAGAUCCUUUUCUUGUCGACAAAAUUGAUGCGUACUAUCUCUCCGGGUGGCGUGGUUGUAACUUUUAUAUGACUGAAGACUGCACGCGUCCACCUGACAGAGACUGGGAACAUCAAAAGUAUGUUGAAACCAUCAAUUGUAAUUCCCCAAAACUAUACGAGUACGAAAAAUACAACUCUUGGAGGUCCAAUUCCGCGAUACUGUUCAAAAAAGUGAAGAGGAAGGUGAAAAGCUUCUCAUGCUACCAGAGUCUUCCAUCUAUUAAAACUGAGGGCGCACGAAGUGAAACCGUAUCGUGCAAAAUAACUUUGGGAAACGGCGGUGAUCAAAGGCCAGCUUACAACGAAAUAGAUAAGGCAAACGGUGCUGAUCUUGUUAUCUCGAGGGAAUAUUCCUACAAUUUUCAUGUGUUUGGGGCCUUUAGACCUUUACAAGGGCGUCGUUGUGAGAGGGUAUCCGAUAAUGACCCGUUUAAGGAUAGGGAUGGGAUUGUCAUGAGGCGCUGGGAGAUCGAAGGCUGUACAUGCGAAUUCUUCACUAAUGACAAGUGUGAGGGUAAUCCACUUGUCAGGGAUGGGACUAGCUUCUAUGUAAAUAGGAAUGCUCCUCGGUAUUAUCAGUUCCAGGUUAUCAGAAGUUUUCGUUGCGAACAUUUCUGGGGGCCACCAAUGGACCGACAAAGAAACCUGCACUCUCGGGAGUGCAUCCCGUAA